Messenger RNA from Trifolium pratense (red clover), 1232 nucleotides. Its product is annotated as bifunctional monothiol glutaredoxin-S16, chloroplastic. The transcript is spliced from 2 exons. The record is from RefSeq and is a predicted model, not a curated record. NCBI's taxonomy places the organism in Eukaryota, Viridiplantae, Streptophyta, Magnoliopsida, Fabales, Fabaceae. Bases 55 to 945 code for a protein of 296 amino acids.
UGUUGACUUUCUCAUUUCUCUCUCACUCAAACUCACUCUACUGACCAUUCAUCAAUGGCUACCAUAAUUAACCUUUCUUCUCCGCAAGUUCUAUCUUUUCAUCGAUUUUCCUCUUUUUAUCCCAAAAAUACCCCUACCCUUUCAUUCAAUUUCCACCCAAACUCUUCCACAACCCUACGCCCAAUUUCCCUCAAACCCUACCAUUCAGUAAAGCCUAGGACACGGAUAAUAGCUAUGGCAGUCAAAAACCUUGCCGAGACGGAGUUAGUGACGGUGUCGCCGGAAAAUGAUGGACCAACCGGAGAAUUGCCGUCAGAAGCCGGAGUUUAUGCUGUUUAUGAUAAGGAUGGCGAGCUUCAGUUCAUUGGAUUGUCGCGUAAUAUUGCUGCCACCGUUUCGACGCACCGGAAAUCAGUGCCGGAGCUUUGUAGCUCCGUCAAGGUUGGGGUAGUGGAUGAACCUGACAGAGAGGCUCUGACCCAAGCGUGGAAGUCAUGGAUGGAAGAAUACAUAAAAGUCACUGGGAAAGUUCCACCUGGUAAUGAAUCUGGAAAUGCCACUUGGACAAGACAACAACCUAAGAAGAAGCCUGAUCUUCGAUUAACACCCGGUCGGCAUGUGCAACUUACCGUCCCUCUUGAGGAACUCGUCGACAAGUUGGUAAAAGAGAAUAAGGUAGUUGCAUUCAUCAAGGGAUCUAGAAGUGCACCGUUAUGUGGAUUCUCGCAAAAAGUGAUAGGCAUUCUUGAAAAGGAAGGAGUAGAUUAUGAGAGUGUAAAUGUGUUGGAUGAAGAUUAUAACUAUGGAUUGAGGGAGACACUUAAAAAGUAUAGUAACUGGCCUACAUUCCCUCAAAUAUUUUUGAAUGGUGAACUUGUUGGUGGUUGUGAUAUAUUGACCUCCAUGUUUGAGAAAGGUGAAGUUGCUGGUUUGUUCAAAAAUUAAUUAAUUAAUUAAUUGUUUAAGUGAAUCUGCAUAUUUAGGCAUUCUUUGAAAUGAGGGACUUGCUAGGAGUUGAAUGUGGGGAACAUCAAGGGAAGGAGAAAUGCAGGUCAUAUCUUCUUGUAUUAAUGUUUAAUAUAAUUUUAUAAAUUUUAUUUCAUCUAGUGUAGAAAAUAAUUUUAUAAAUUCUAUUUAUAUUAUUAAUUAUUUCUCUUAAGGGGUGUAUCAGCUGUAGAUGCUGUCAUGUGACCCUUCAAUAUUAUCAAGUCUGCAUGACUUUUGUUGUUCUA